AUGGCGCCAAACGCAGCAAAAGCAGGCAGAAACAAGAAUGGAGGAACGCGAAGGCGAAGGGAAGAAGGCGUCUCCAAGCCAACUAGAAAGCAAACCAUAGAGCGGAAGAACCAAUUGAGCCAGAGGAAGAACUCUCAAUCUCAAAUUCGAGAUUCACAAAGAAAAAAGCUAAAGGAUAUCCAGAAAGAGAUCAAUGCGACAAGAGCCCUCAUAGAUGAGGAAGAGGAUGAGGGAAAACAGGGCAAGUUUGAAGUAUUAUUGAAAGAAUUGCUCUCGAGCUACGAGCAGACCGAUAUGGAUUUGGCAGCCAUCGAAUCAGAUCUCAUGGACAUUGACACAGAUCUCAAGAAGAUUGACCAAGGCGAACCAAUGGAUGUCGAUGGGACCGAAGAUGAAAACAGCGGGGAUGGACCAGAUAACGAAAAUGAAAGCAACGGGAAUUUAGAGCGACAUCAGCAAACCGAACUUGCAGACCAACCAGAAACCGACAUAAUUUCGUAUAGUUCGGGCUUGUCUGGUACCGCGGACCCUAAACACAGGAGCCUCAAUGACACCGAUAACAGCCACGAUGACUUGGCAAGCCAGAAGCCCCCACCUAAGAGCCAGCCACUCCCUGAUGCUGAGGUGAAUUCCAGCGAAUUGUUUGUUGGCCAGACCGAGCCACCUACUAAGAUCCAGGGUGCAAGCCAACCGAAAGACGAAAGACCCAAAGAUUAUCAAGAUUAUGUCUUUGGCCCGACUUUGGACAACGACGAUGGCCCAAGUGAGCAACUAUUUGAAAACGGCACAGUCACUUUGAAGAAGAACGCUCGGAGUGGAUUUGAUUACCUUAAUUCAUAUGGACCCUUGAAUAGUGCGAUGACCAUUUGGAGCUCGAGCGCGGCUUCUAAUGAAGUGCAAGGAUGCACGUACCUCAAAGGUGAUCCUCACAACAAAGCUAUGCUCGAAGAUAAGACAGGAAAGGUCUUGUACAAAGGCAUGAUUCGCAACAUUAAGAAAGUUGCCUGGCAACCCAGGCGGGAAGGAAGUACGAUGUUGGAUUUACUGGAGUCGGUGGAGGAAUUGAAUCCUGAAGUCAAGAAAACAAACCCAAAAUAUGUCUUCCCAUUCACUACCGUACUUGUUGACUGGAAGCAGGGGGUCGAUCUGCCGCCUCUUUGGAUCAGCCGCUCAAACUACAAGAGACUUAGCAGUUCAGCUAAGAAAGAAAGUAUAAGAACCGAUCGAAGAAUCUACGCGGUAGCUUUAGUUCAAGUGAAGAACUACAGGAACUGGGCAGGAAGGCAACUUGACAACAAGUGGGCAGGAGAGAGAAGAUUAGGCUUAGAACAAAGCCCUACUCCAUUUCCAGAAACAUUAGAGACAGGACAGGUUUUGCUUCGUGGGCAGGACCACCAAGCCGAAAACGCAAAAAGCGAAAGCUACCAGGACCAGCGAACUGAAGGCCAAAGCAUGGAACGCGAGCACAGCCAAGCCCAGAACAAUGCAACAAGUUCUACGAACCCUCCGAAAUCCGAAGGCUCUCAGCAAACCUUUAACAGAAAGAAGUUUUUGAGCGACAUCUUGGAUAUGAUUAAUGAUUUUAAUACUCUUCCGCUGGAAGAACAAAUGAAAAUGCGCACUCUUGCGCUGGCCCAAUACGAUCUCUAUAAGCGAAAAAUGGAAGAAGGCGGUGCCAAGGAAGAGACGGUCUAA
Molecule: messenger RNA, 1695 nt
Organism: Penicillium bovifimosum
Lineage: Eukaryota; Fungi; Ascomycota; Eurotiomycetes; Eurotiales; Aspergillaceae
Exons: 1
Coding region: 1-1695 (564 amino acids)
Source: RefSeq, a predicted model, not a curated record